This is a messenger RNA of Cokeromyces recurvatus, 625 nucleotides long. RefSeq names its product multi protein bridging factor 1-domain-containing protein. Gene Ontology annotation, molecular function: DNA binding. The record is from RefSeq and is a predicted model, not a curated record. The transcript has 3 exons. Gene Ontology annotation, cellular component: nucleus. NCBI's taxonomy places the organism in Eukaryota, Fungi, Mucoromycota, Mucoromycetes, Mucorales, Mucoraceae. The coding region runs from base 46 to 489 and encodes 147 amino acids.
UUUUUUUUUUUUUUAUUUCCUUAAUUUAUUUUAUAUUAUCUAAACAUGUCUGACUGGGAUAAGACUACCGUUCUUCGCAAGCGUGACCCUACAAAGGCAAAGGUUGCUCGUAGCGAAUCUGAUCUUAAUGCUGCCAGAAGAGUUGGUGCUGCUAUUGUUACUGAAAAGAAAUCGACCGUAACCAACUCUAGUCAUGCUGAUACAGAUCAUCGUCGUAUUGCUAAACUUGACCGUGAAAAUGACGUUCCACCACCACCUCGUGUUGAUAUGUCUGUUGGUAAGGCUAUUCAAAAGGGACGUCAAGCAAAGGGUAUCACACAAAAGGACUUGGCUCAACUUAUUAAUGAAAAGCCUCAAGUUGUAAAUGAAUACGAAGCUGGUAAGGCUAUUCCCAACCAAAACAUUCUUGGUAAAAUGGAGCGUGCUCUUGGUAUCAAGUUAAGAGGAAAGAAUAUUGGUGAGCCUUUGACAUUUGGCAAGAAGAAGUAAAGCUAUACAUAAACAAAUACAUGAUAUACAUAUAAUACAUACGCAUAUAUAUACAUAUAUAUACAUAUAUACAUAUAUAUUAUGCCUUAUAUAUACACAUUUAUAACCUUUUUUAUUCUUUCUUUACAAGCAUCGC